Drosophila subpulchrella is the source of this 1055-nucleotide messenger RNA. RefSeq names its product phospholipase A1 VesT1.02-like. The record is from RefSeq and is a predicted model, not a curated record. Lineage: Eukaryota; Metazoa; Arthropoda; Insecta; Diptera; Drosophilidae. The coding region runs from base 8 to 1021 and encodes 337 amino acids. The transcript is spliced from 2 exons. Gene Ontology annotation, biological process: lipid metabolic process. Gene Ontology annotation, molecular function: lipase activity.
UAUCAAUAUGAGACUGUUCGUAGCACUAGUGGUCUCAUUUGCAGCAGUAAGUGCUCUCCCCAUCGAGAAUCCCGUCAACGGCGAGAAUGGAUGGUUUGUGCCCCAAGAAGAUGGUAGCUUUGAGUGGAUGAACAUAGAAGACGCUGAGGAACUCUUAGAGAGAAGUGAGCCCUCUGAAAGUCGUUCCAAUGUCGUCUCCUUCUACCUGUUCACCAAACAUAACCCAACCGAGGGCAAAGAGAUUAGGGCCGAUGCGUCCUCAAUUGAAGACUCUCAUUUCGAUAAGAACCAUGGCACUCGUUUUGUGAUCCAUGGAUGGAAAGGACGUUACACCGAUAGCAUGAAUGUCAAGAUCACAAAGGCCUGGCUUUCAAAGGGGUACUAUAACGUGAUCGUUGUUAACUGGGAUCGCUCCCAGUCGGUGGACUAUGUUUCUUCAGUGAGAGCUGUUCCUGGAGCUGGAACCAAAGUGGGAGAGAUGAUAGAAUACCUUUACCAACAUCACGACAUGUCCCUGGAGAGUCUGGAGGUUAUUGGACACAGCUUGGGUGCCCAUGUUGCUGGCUAUGCCGGAAAGCAUGUGGGGGACAAAAGGGUCCACACAAUAGUUGGUCUAGAUCCCGCCAUGCCUCUAUUUAGCUACGAUAAGCCCGACAAGCGUCUGUCCACCGAGGAUGCCUUCUAUGUGGAGUCCAUCCAGACCAAUGGGGGAGAAAAGGGCUUUCUUAAGCCCAUUGGCAAGGGCACCUUCUACCCGAAUGGAGGGAGGAAACAACCAGGAUGUGGUACUGACAUUGGAGGAACCUGCUCCCACGAGCGAUCCGUGACCUACUAUGUGGAGGCUGUUACCGAGGAUAACUUCGGUACCAUCAAGUGCAACGAUUACCAGGAUGCGUUGGCCAAUGAGUGUGGAAGAUCCCAUAGUGGAGUUCGAAUGGGAGCAGUAACCAAUGCCUACAUGGUCGAUGGCGACUACUAUGUACCAGUUAACAGUCAGACUCCCUUCGGCAAUAUCGAAUAGAGUCCUGUCAUAAAAUAUAUUCCAUAACUUACAA